This is a messenger RNA of Funneliformis mosseae, 130 nucleotides long. NCBI's taxonomy places the organism in Eukaryota, Fungi, Glomeromycota, Glomeromycetes, Glomerales, Glomeraceae. The record is from the annotation of a GenBank genome assembly.
CAUCACCAAGAAAACGAAUCUUUAAAAGAUGAAAUUAAUCAACUAGAAUUAGAAAAUAAAAGGCUUCGUAAUCAAACAAAUAAGUUGAUUGGAAGGAUAAAAUCACUUGGAGCUCAAGUAGAACAUUUGC